AUGGAGAAAUCUUUAUGGGAUAUUGCCAUUGAGCAGUCGAAAAAACGUUCGUGCACUGACAGUUCCAGCAGUGAAGAAUCAACGAUCUUCCUGAUUGGUUCCAAAAAUUCUGGAAAGACAUCCAUCAUUCUCCGAUUCUUGGACAGAGAUGAGCCACCAAAACCCACAGUUGCUCUGGAGUACACUUUCGGAAGAAGAGCCAAGGGAAACAAUAUUGCUAAAGAUGUAGGUCACAUCUGGGAGCUAGGGGGAGGAACUUGGUUGUCCAAACUCAUGGAAGUUCCUGUAACACCAAGCACACUGAUGAAUACAACAUUGCUGCUUGUCCUGGAUCUGUCAACACCAACAGAGCUGUGGUUUACCAUGGAAACACUGUUACAGGCAGCAAAGACGCGGCUGGAGGAGGCUAUCAGAGAAGCCAAGAGUUUGGAUCCUUCCAUCAAAGACAGGCUGCAGAAAAUGGCCUGGGAGAGGGUUGGUGUGGACCAUCCUGACAAAAACAUGAUGGAUCCUUUCUUAAUACCACUUGUGAUAGUUGGUAGCAAGUAUGAUUUGUUUCAGGAUUUUGACUCAGAAAAAAGAAAAGUAAUCUGCAAGACUCUGAGAUUUGUUGCACACCUGUACGGAGCCAGCUUACUGUUUUUCAGCACAAAACAAGAACAGUUAGUGUCCAAGAUGAAGAGUGUUUUCAGCCAUUACCUUUUUGGGGCAGCUCCAAGCAAAAGUCUACAAGUUGAUCACAACAAGCCUAUUUUUGUCUCUCCUGGACAAGACACUCUACAACAAAUAGGUACCCCUCCCUUAUCUGACAAGGAUAUAGGGAGAGUUCAAGCCAAAACUCCGCUGGCUUUGUGGAAAGUGGCUUUUACUGGAAUUUUUCCACAAACAACCACCAAUGACCCUGCUAUGGUUGAGGACCCAGCAAAGGAUCCUCAGUUUGCAGAGCCUGCCAUUGACAAUCUGAGGGCACAGAAAAAUGAGGAGCUUGAGCACUACAGGAAAGUUGCAGAGAGGAGGGCCAGAGAAUCUGAACACAGUUCCCAGCUUUCAUCAUAG
This is a messenger RNA of Candidula unifasciata, 1056 nucleotides long. NCBI's taxonomy places the organism in Eukaryota, Metazoa, Mollusca, Gastropoda, Stylommatophora, Geomitridae. The record is from the annotation of a GenBank genome assembly.